Molecule: messenger RNA, 3093 nt
Organism: Anopheles marshallii
Lineage: Eukaryota; Metazoa; Arthropoda; Insecta; Diptera; Culicidae
Gene: gem
Exons: 12
Coding region: 1-3093 (1030 amino acids)
Biological process (GO): regulation of transcription by RNA polymerase II
Cellular component (GO): nucleus
Molecular function (GO): RNA polymerase II cis-regulatory region sequence-specific DNA binding; DNA-binding transcription activator activity, RNA polymerase II-specific
Source: RefSeq, a predicted model, not a curated record
AUGGCGACGGUCAUAUCACUGUUGGCCAACAGUCCCUUCGAUCAGCAGCAUAGCCAUCACCAUCAUCCGCCACAGCUACUAUUUCCACCGUACGGACAGGGACCGGACACGUUUCAGCAACGGUACAGCGGAACCGGCGGCGGUGUCGGCCACCGUAACCGUAACGAAGUAACGCACCACCAGCAGCAGCUGGACGCGCUAGACUUUCAUCUGUUGAGCCGCACGCUCGAGGAAGAGUUCGAACAAAUGGAAUACUCCGGAAGUUCCGGUCCCUACCAGUACCAACAGCAGCACGAUCAGCAGCAGCCACAGCAGCAACCGGGACGGCGUCAGGGACAGCAAGAUUUCGAACAGAUUUCUCCCGGCUACAACCUGGACAACGAGGACACGUACAGCGAGUCGCCGAACAACUUCCAGGACUACCAGAACAACUUUGUCGAUUCGCCACCGGAUUCGAAGGAACCGUGGCCGAUCGACUACAACAAGAUGCACACCACGAUCGCUUCGAGCAGUGGUGCCAACGACACGACGAACGCAUCGACGACCGUAACGGCGGUCGCCGUCGGUACAGUGGCUGGGGCUGUUGCUGCAGUAACAUCACAGCAGCAGCAACCACAGCAACAGGACAAUGCCGGUAUGUACAUGAGCAACGCCAUACUACCCAGCCGGAAGCGGCGCAUGGAAUGGAUGUCACCCCAGGAGGAGGACACCGAUGGCACCGAGACGAAGAUCGCCAACAUCGAUAAGGAGCGUGACGCACGUCGCAAGGGAAGCAUGCGAUGGGCAGAUGAUCUGGAUUUGGACCUCAGCAACGAGUUGUCCAGUAACGGAUAUAUUAGUGACUCGUUGUUGAACUUCCCAGUGUUCAAACAAGAACUACCUUCACCUCCUCAAAAGCCUCCACAACCUCAGCAACAGCACUCACAGUCUGCCCAUCAACAGCAGCAGCAUCAACUCCAUCAACAGCAGCAGCAAGCGUUACAUCAGCAAGCAGCAAGCUCUCAGGAUCAUGCACAGCAAACGCAACAUCACGCACCUUCCAGCUUGCAACAAUCAUUAGGUGGUGGUAUAAAUACCACCAAUGGUGGAAAUGCUGCAAACAGCCAUCAACAGCAACAGGUGGUCCAGUACCAUCAGCAGCAGCAGGGCCAAAGUUCUAUGAACGGUGGCGGUCCGAGUUUGAUGAGCAAUACCGACCAUCACGGCACGCCCAUCAGUGCCGGUUUGAGCAAUCUUCAGAGCUUUCUGCAAGGCAACCGAUUGGAAAAUGAUCCUACUGGUGGAGGCAUUUUGCAGAUGCAGCAGGACGGCGCGCUGCCAGUAACACGCGGUGACAAAACACACGAUGACCACAAUCGGUUCCAGUACGUGCUAGCUGCCGCGACCUCGAUAGCGACGAAAAACAACGAAGAAUCUCUCACCUACCUUAACCAGGGCCAGAGCUAUGAGAUCAAGCUGAAGAAGCUUGGCGAUCUGUCCCCAUUCCGGGGUAAGAUUCUGAAGAGUAUUAUCAAGAUAUGCUUCCACGAGCGUCGGCUACAGUACAUGGAGCGGGAACAGAUGCAGCUGUGGCAAGCGUCCCGGCCCGGGGAACGUAUUUUGGAUGUCGACAUUCCUCUUUCGUAUGGAUUGAUGCAGGUGCAGCCUACCAGUAGCAACUUGCUGAACACGAUCGAGGUGUUUUGGGACCCGAUGAAGGAGGUCGGUGUGUACGUGAAAGUGAACUGCAUUUCAACGGAAUUCACCCCCAAAAAGCACGGCGGCGAGAAGGGUGUCCCGUUCCGGAUUCAGGUAGAAACGUACAUCGAUACCAAUGGGAUUCAUAAUGGCACUAGCAAUGGAGUUGCUGGUGGUGUAGACGACAAAGACGGUAUUAGACCACUCCAUGCGGCGGCUUGUCAGAUAAAGGUGUUCAAAUUGAAAGGAGCCGAUCGAAAACACAAACAGGAUCGCGAGAAAAUACUCAAGCGUCCGGUUGCGGAGCAGGAGAAAUACCAGCGCAGCUGUGACUGUACGAUACUGACGGAUAUUACGACCGAUUCAGUCAUUACGCCGCUCGGUGGCAAUUUCAGUCCCGAUCACAUUAAGCGUAACGUGUCGCCGCUAUUGACCGGCCCAACAUCACCGGGUCAGUUGAACAAGUUCGAAAACAUUAUGUCAAGUGUGCUGUGCAACGGCGGGAACGUUGUUAGCCCCGGGGCAAACCCUACGACGACGACAACUACGACGGCAGCGGCCGCAAUGGUCGUUGCAGCAGCGGCAGCCGCCGCCGCCGGUGUACAAAGCAAUCCGAUUGGGAUUAGUAACGUUAGCUCAACGAACGGGCUUUGCAAAGCAUCCCCAUUGGGCGAUCAGCCGAUGAGUGGUGUGCUUUCCCCUCAGCAACCGAGCGAACUGGACGAUUACGUGCCGACUAUUACGAAGGAAACAAGCCCGGGGACAUUGGCCCAAUGGUUGGCCGUUCACCGGUUGUCUGCGUACGCGAAAACGUUCGCACAGUUUUCCGGUUCGGAUCUUUUAAGAAUGUCUAAGGAGGAUCUGUGCAAAAUUUGUGGACUAGCUGAUGGUAUACGAAUGUUUAACAUUCUCCAUUCGAAAGCCAUAACGCCACGUUUGACCAUCUACGUAAGCUUCCAAACUAACAUCUACCAUGCCAUCUAUCUGCAUUCGAACACCAUCCCGGAGUUGGUGCAGAAUUUGUCAAAAAUUCCCGGCUUUCUAGAAGCAAUCAAUGCCCUCAACACGCCCAACUCUACCACGUCCGAUGCGGGACUGUGGAGUGGAGCGUUUGGGACACGUUCUAGCGGGAAUGGGAAGCUUACCGGUACCAAUGGUACCACUUCCGGCGUACAGCUUUCCGUACCGUCGCCUUCGUCGCCAAUAUCGUCCUCGUCGGGCAUUGCCAAGUUGCAGCUGCUUCUUAAAGGCCCAAACGGUAUACAGGUGCUGCUGACAGAGGAUGUGCUGAACAAUAUUAAGGACGAGACACUGUUUCAGCUCGAGCUGAAAUCAAACGGGAACAUACUGAUGAAAGCCGUUCACAGUGUCACGGGGACUGCGGCAGAUUGUUCGAUCGAUGACGAUGCGAACUAA